UGACGUUAUAUAAACGCAACCAGGAAGUGAAACGGCGAGUUCAGCUCCGCGUCCAACAAACAAACACUCUGCCAUGGCAACAGCCGGAGCUAGCCUGUUCUUCGUUGUAUUUAUUAGCCUGGCUUUGGCAGACGACGUCAAGUUAAAAUACAAACCAGCUACCAAACCUGUGAGAUUAUUCACAGAAGAAGAGCUCAAGAGGUACGACGGAAGCCAGGAGGGAGAGCCCAUCUACAUGGCAGUAAAGGGGGUGGUGUUCGAUGUUACCAAAGGAAAAGCGUUUUAUGGCAAAAAUGCAGCCUACAAUGCCUUGGCUGGCAAGGACUCCACCCGAGCCGUAGCGAAGAUGUCCCUCGAUCCUGAAGACCUGACAUCAGAUACCACUGGUCUCACGGAGGAGCAGCUGAAGUCUCUGGACGGCGUCUUCGAGGACACCUACAAAGCCAAGUAUCCCAUCGUGGGCUACACAGCCGCACGUAUCCUCAACCAGGACGGUAGCCCCAAUGAAGACUUCAAACCCGAAGACCAGCCGCACUUUAAGAUCAAAGACGAGUUUUAACCUCAGAUGUACUUCCUUUUUUACUUUUGUACAAGUCUUAUAGUGGAACCUGUUUAUGUGGGCAAGUCGGAGUCGGAAUUAAGUCCUGGUACAGCUUAGUACUACAAAAGGAGAAAUCAGAAAAUGGCUCAGCAUGGACAAAAAC
Molecule: messenger RNA, 704 nt
Organism: Doryrhamphus excisus (bluestripe pipefish)
Lineage: Eukaryota; Metazoa; Chordata; Actinopteri; Syngnathiformes; Syngnathidae
Source: RefSeq, a predicted model, not a curated record